AAAGGAGUUCUCUUAGGCGGGGAUAUCCAUAGGACAACUGCACUUUCAAACCUGUUAGAAAUGUGUGUAGGACCAAGCCCCAACUGUCCGUUCUUCUUGACCUUUCAGUAACAGACAAGAGCAUUUUCCUAAAUGGGUAGACUUAGCAGUAAUUUGGGGGAUGGGCAAAAGUAUCAACAUCAAGGUAAAACGAGUAUCUUCCUAAUACGCAUCAGGCAUUUUGAGAGGAGCUGGUGCUAAACCAGGGAAGCAAAUCAGGUGUUCCCACCCGGGACCUCUGGAGCUUCAGGAGAGGAGACCCUGCAGAGACCAGUGUGGCAGAGGAAGGCUUCCUAGGGAAAGUGAAGAAGGGGCGCCCCAGGCCGACUCAGUAGUAGCCACUGACUAUUUACAACCCCGGACCCUUCGGACGGCUCAGUUUACCAUCCAGCUCCUGCUCCCACCCAAUUCCUUCUAGAGGUGGGAGUGGACGUGCAUUAUUUUAAUUCCCCCAUACCAGAGCGAAAUCGGGUGGUGCCCUGAGUCAGAUUCUCAGACCAGGGGUGAGUGGCCCCCGGCAGCGUGUGAUGGGGGUGAUGUGCGGGUCCUGGUGACGCGAAGGAGUCCGGGGGCGGCGGGCUGCGAAGUGACGCGCGUUGGGACCACGCCACCCAAGCCCACGUGUGCACAAGAUUUAAAAGUUGGUGGCGCGCUAGGCGCGUUCAGUGGUCGGACCCACGAGCUGAGCUCCAGGGACGCGGAGGCAUCACCAGGGAGCCAAGGCUGCAGGCGCAGAGUCCCAAGUCCAGAAGUCGGAGCUGCCCUGAAGCGCCGAGAUGUCGCGAUCCACCAGCCGCCGUCCCGGGCCACCCCCGGGACAUGUGUUUGUGGUGUCCCCGCUCCUGCUGCUGCUGCUCGCCUGGUGCGCGGGCGCCUGCGGAGGUGCUCCAAUAUUUCCUCAAGGACUCCAGCCUGAACAAGAACUACAAUUGUGGAAUGAGAUAGACGAUGCUUGUUCAUCUUUUCUGUCUGUUGAUUCCCAGACUCAGGCAUCCACUGCACUGAAGGAGUUUUGCUUUAUGGUGAUGGGAAUUCUACCAAAGCCCCAGGAACAAGAUGAAAAAGAUAAUGCUAAACGGUUCUUAUUUCAUUAUUCGAAGACACAAAAGUUGGGCAAUUCAAAUGUUGUGUCAUCUGUCGUGCAUCCGUUGCUGCAGCUCGUUCCUCAACUGCAUGAGAGAAGAAUGAAGAGAUUCAAAGUGGACGAUAAGCGGCACGCAUACGCUCGGCUAGCCACGGUACCCGCCAGGUGUGUGCAGGAAGAAUUCCAAAGUCCUUUUGCAAGUCGAAGUAAAGGAUACUUUUUAUUUAGGCCACGUAAUGGAAGAAGGUCAGCAGAUUUUGUUUAAAAUGAUGCCCACUAAUUUUUCACAGAAACAAUAAUAUGGGAUAAAAAAUGUACUGACAUCAUUUUGCUUUCUUCUCAAAAACAGUCCUUCCUAAGUUAAUUCUGUUGAAAAUUCCUGUAUUGUAAACAUUCUCAGUAAAAGUUGUAAUUGUAAAUGUUUGAUUUGUUGAAAAUAAAGCAUAUUAAAGUGUU
Ictidomys tridecemlineatus (thirteen-lined ground squirrel) is the source of this 1579-nucleotide messenger RNA. The record is from RefSeq and is a predicted model, not a curated record. Lineage: Eukaryota; Metazoa; Chordata; Mammalia; Rodentia; Sciuridae.